Molecule: messenger RNA, 10167 nt
Organism: Porites evermanni
Lineage: Eukaryota; Metazoa; Cnidaria; Anthozoa; Scleractinia; Poritidae
Source: the annotation of a GenBank genome assembly
GGAAAAAUCAAAAUGGCGGCCGACACUGGCCUUUAUAGACUAAACUGACUAAACUGUGUUGUGUUGACGGCUUUUGAACAUACACAUUGAAAGAAAUGCCUCGUGGUGUAAAAGCUGAACGUCCUCCUCCUGCUGAGUCAGUUGAGGUAAGAGAGUAAAAUAAUGUCAAGACGUAAAAAUACAUAAAUAGAGUUAGCAUUGUAGCAUGAACCUAGUUUGAUAACCCUUGGCUCCAACGAGUCUUCUCACUCUUCUGUGGUUGAGCGGUAGAUAAUCUAGACUAGUAUGAAGAACCAGACGGUCAUUUUUUCGAAUCCCAUUGAGAGAAUUCUAUCUGUUUGAUAAGCUCGUAUGGAUGAUUGAGGUCUUUCUAUCGGAAGAUUACAGGUUCAAACCCUGGCUGGACCACCAACCAGGGUCUUUGAAAAACUGGUAAUAUAAUUCUGGAUGUGAUCAAAGAUUUGGUCUCAGAUGAUGGCAAAUCUUGGACAGUGAUAUUAAACUGUUCAUCUUAUCUCCUUUAUGCUUUCCAAUUGGUAUUAAAGGGUGGUUGAAGGAGACAAGACCAAUGGAAGGGGAAAUUAGGGAACCCAUGCUGCUGUUCAAGUGCAUGGGUGUAGACCCUGGUGGUGUUGCCAAUAGGGAGUUUAAGCAAUGAAGUUUUUGAGUGACGCACGUCAACUGGAAGUGGCCUUUUUUCCAAUCUUGGGGCGUCAUUUUGACCAAAUUUUCAAGCGAAUUGUCUCUAUGAGAGAAAAGACACUUAAGAAUGCAAAUUUGGUCGUGUUAAGGCAUAUUAAAAGGGAAAAUCCUUCACCUCCGGUGACUUAUGUUCCUCAAAAAUGUCUUUGCUUAAGCUCUGGGACCUUUCUUAUGGUCCAGACUAACAAAACAGGAAAGUGACAAGAACAGCUUGUGUGCUUUUCAACUUUGUACAAAGAAAAGAGAUUUAAGAAAUUUAAUUUUACAUGGGGAUAUAAAGAUUGUCAUUUAUGCAAUAAUAAUAAUAAUAAUAAUCAACUUUAUUUAACAAGGGUAAAAAGGCACAGUACUUCAACUGAAUAACUAGUGGCCCUGAAUUAAUCACUUGUGCUAUUUUUUAAUCAUUAUUAAUAUUAAUUAUUAUUUAUAAUGUUAAUUGUUAUACAGUACCACUCAAAAGUACAGUUUUUAGGCCAUCACAUUUUACAAGAAUCGUGUCCUGCGCUACAGGAAUUGCGUAGCAUGUGACGUGAUUCGCGUCUUGCGAGGGUGGUAACUUACUUUUGAGCAGUACUAGGGAACUAUGUUACUAGGGAACCAUAAUCUUUUUAAGUUCCUUUUUAUAACCUUUUCAUCUUACCGACAGACUUAUUUUACAGCAACACAGUGUCACCAAUUAGUGUGUUUAUACGCUAGAACAUUUGACAUUUAAAUAAAGUUUUACUACUACUACAUGUAGUACUCCCUAAUCUCUCAUGGAAGGAAGCUGUCACUUGCCUGCAGUAACUAGCAUAAUGCUGUUGCAAUAAGUCAGCCAAAAAAUGGCAAAUCUAGAAAACCUAAUGCUCUUAUUUUUUUUGGAAGUCACAUGUGUAACUGACUCGGAAAAAAACCCUGUAAAUGCAAAAGUUUACAAAAAAGAAACAUAAAUGAAAUAAAGUAAAAUAAAACUGCCAAGAAAAUACCUACAUGUAUAAUAUUAUGUACCAGUCAAUUCCAAAGCCACCCAUCCCUGGAUGAAAUUGCCUUGUACAUUUGUGAAACACCUUUUAGGCCAUUUCCAUGGGAUGGUCUAUUUCAAGGAAGUUACAGUUUAAUGGUUUAUACUGUAUGUUGUAGUUCAGUUUAUUUUCUUGGUCAAAUAUUUUUGAACCAGUUCAAAAUUUUUAAUUUAUACUAGUUUAAUUUUUUUUAAAGAAAUGAAUAGGUGUAAAAGCAAAUAAGUGAAACUUUGUAAAAUAUUUUUUAUAGCCACUGCAGGCUUCUACUGUGGUGAUUCUUCAUCCUGGUUCAAUGUCCCUGUGGCUAGGCCGUGCCACAGACCACCUACCCCAAAGUAUUCCUCAUGUUAUUGCCUGGAGGAAGCCUCCUGGUUGUCCUGUGGAUCUCCCUGAUCAAAGUUUGUUGGUCCGAGAAGGAAUUGAUCAUCCUGACAGUGAAACACAAAAAGAAUUGGCACUCAGUGUGAUUGAACAAGCUAUAUGGUCCAGAAAAUCUUCAUCAGGAUCAAGAAAGCAUCAAACUACAGUAUCACAGGUAACUAAUCUCAUUAAAUGGUGACUUUCUUCUCCAAAGGCCUCUUUUUGGCAACUCUUGCCCCAGUAGUUUAAAAGUUGGAUUGUAGUAUUCAUCAGAUAAAUCACUAUGUAGUUGAUAAGUAUCAGGGAAACCAAUAUGCUAUCCACUGGAUAGAGGUUUAUGCAAUGUGUCGCGGUUGGGUUCCCUGAUCUUUUGAAGAGGUAAUGACCAAAGAUCUAAAGUGAACAAAAGUUCUGCAUUUUUGGGGACAAUUGUAUUGUUGAAACAGUGAAAAUUUAUUGGCACAAAUCAAAUCUUGUAACUCUCUAUCAUAGUGAGAAUAAAGGUCGAUGUUCAGAAUGAAUAAUUCAUCGCUACAUAAUGCUUAGCAUUAUCCACAAUUUGAACAACUUGGACCUGGCUUGGAAGUGUGAAAGAGGUUAAGUGAAUAAAGGAAAAGAUAAUGGGAAGGAAAUUAAGGAACCGUCUUGUUGUUCCUCCCAGCUCAGUCAGUUCCCUUCAUGUUUUCUGCUCUGUUUGGAGGUUCUGUGAAGGACAGUCUGAAAACAACAUAAUUCAAGCCAGGUACACUUGAUGUGAAAGUUGCAAAAAGAAUUCUGUUAAUUUUCCUUAACUGCCUUCUACAGUUUUUGCAGAGGUGGAAUUUUGUGUAGAUAUCUAGAAGGGUGUGAGUGAAUUUGGACCAUUACAUGGUUCUGUUUGAAUGUAAUGUCACCAAUGGAUAUUGUUUUUGGUUGUGAGCUUAUUAUUCUUUAAGACUAAUUUAUUAAUUUUGUAGGUUUCAGCUUUUAAUGCUAAAGUUGAACCUGAACUCCAUGUUGAUGAUGAGUCAUCAAUUAAGUGGACAGACACCAGCACAGCUCCACCUAUCAUUGUUGGUGAACCAGUAAGUUUAUCAUGGACCGAGUGGUUUAAUCACACCAAAGGCAAAAACCAUCCAUUUUGCUUGAAAAAAUAACACUGAUAUCCAGGUUAUAUUCAACAUGACUUCCAAAAAUUAAUGGAGGAAUUGAUAGUUAUUCUGGGUAAAGAAAAAGAAAAAAUACAUAAUUUAUUAUGCAAACCGUAUUAUUGGAUUUCCACAUACUAUAAGGCAAACUGUUAUAAUUGGAACAUUUAGAAGAUAAUGGCCAAGCAGCAUUGCAAUACCACUUGCCUUCUUCUACAGCACUAAAUGUACAUGUGGUUGCAUUAAUGUUAUUAUUAUUAUUAUUAUUAUUAUUAUUAUUAUUAUUAUUAUUAUUAUUAUUAUUAUUAUUAUUAUUAUUAUUAUUAUUAUUAUUAUUAUAUCAAAAAACCCAUGUAGUUGCUCAGAAUUUCCCUAUUAUUUUAUACAGAUUAUGUAGUUGCUUUGGUUACAAUUCAUGUACAAUUUUUUUUUACCCACACAGGCUUUGUACAUUCACCCUGGUGAACCAUAUUCUCUUCACUGGCCGAUGAGAGGAGGGCAUCUAAACCUUCAUGAUGGACCAGGGGGGUCUCUUACAGCAGUCUGUGCUGAUCUGGAAACUUUAUGGGCUUAUGCUAUCCAGACACAUCUUGCCAUCCCACUUCGAGAUCUUGGGGUUUGUUUUCCAUGCUGACCUUUAACAAUUUACUAAAUUAAAUACUAUAGGCUCUACGGAAACCAGUGGUUUUGAUACGAACUCAAGCAGUGAAACUGCACAAAAAUUUCAUUCACUUCAAGUAUAGUUUGCACAUGAACAAGAAAUACAUUUUUUGGUCAAAAUUCUUCGUUCUUUAAGCCAAGUACGUGGAACUGAUAACACCUCAGUGGACUGAACUUGUAUCAAAACAACUUGACAGUCUCGAAAUGACUAAAUAUUAUAUUGUAUUAAAAUGACUGGCUCUACUAGCAUCAGUUGUCCAGUUAAUUUUAUAACACCAUUUGCCCCAUAGCAGAAAAUACAGCUGUAUAAGUCAAAACUAUUUCUCUUGUUUUCCUUUUGUGUUACAAUUUAAAGGAAAAAGCAUGGCCUCUAUUAGUGAAAUAGUUAUAAAGGUUCCAGUUAAUCAAGGUUUGAACAAAGACGUGUUGGCUCGGAGUUUUCAGUUAGUAGAAAUAAUUUUUUAUUUGCAGAUGUUAUAAAAUUGAUUUUCUUUUCAUAGUAUUACAGAGUAGUCCUUGUGGUGCCAGACUCUUUUGACAAGAAUCAUAUCAAAGAAAUGAUGAAUAUCUUACUUUGCAAACUUGGUUUUUCUUCUGCCAUCAUCCAUCAGGUUAGAAAGAUUACAAAUGAAAAGAAUAGAAUAGAAUAAUCUUUAUUAUGUUUUUGUCGAUGUACAUGGUUGAUGUUACAGUCUAGUAGAUUUACUUGCAGUAGAAGAUUAAUUAAAGUUAAUGAAAAUAAUGUGGAAGCUAGGAAGCUAAAUGAAGCAGUUGGUUUUCUUGUUUAUAGCUCCCUGAACAAUUUAGGUUCUACAUUUAGGUAGCAGGUAAAAUCAAAACAAAUACAAUGAGCAAAAAAAACAAAGAAGGAAGAACUUUAACAUUCAUGAAGUUUGUUGCUUCCUCAGCAAGAUGAAAAUUUAUUUCAUUUUGUUGUCUGACAGUAGAUAACAUAUAAUUUUCUCUGGAAAUGCAGGCGCACUUGGGUUUUUAAAUGAGUUGAAAGGUCUUUCCAAAUGUCUGUAACCAUAAAAGAGAUCGAUUGUUUGCCUACGUUGGUUCGUACGCUCGGCUUGUAAAUAUUUUCCUUAGCUGUAUAUCUCGGAUUAUAGCCAUGUAUAUACAUUGUAACAAGCAUAUUGAAGUUCAACUACUGUUAUUCAGACAUUUAUUUACUUCUGAAGUGGAAAAUAAACUUAUUUAUCUUCCCCGUUUUCAUGUGACAGGAGUCAGUAUCUUCUGUUUUUGGUUGCGGUUUAAGUGCUGCUUGUGUUGUUGAUGUUGGAGAUGAGAAGACAAGUAUCUGUUGUGUUGAAGAUGGUUUAGUUGUUCCAAGUUCAAGGUAAUGCAAAAAAACACAACUUUAAUUCUCACAAUCGUUAUAGUAUAAACUUUCACGAGGUUCAUUUUUGAUUAUUAGGCUAGUAUCUACUAACCUUAAUUUUUUUCAGUUUAGAUACAGUGUAAAAUAUUAAUGGAAGAGGAGUUAUGUUGGUCAACUAUUUAGACUGAUUUUAACAAACCCAAACCCUUUCUGGAAAACUUUUUUUUGGGGGGGGGGGGGGGGGGGGGGGGGAGGGGGGGGGGGAGCGGGGGGGGGAUCACAAGUCCUAAUUAAUUUUUUUUUUUUAAUUAACCAAAAUUUUUUUUUUUUCAAUACACUAAAAAACAGGAAUUUAAAUUUUAAUAUGUGGGUUUUAGUUGGGAGCAAAGGCACAUCAAGAGCUCUUUUUUUGUACUGUUUUUAACAAUCCCGAAUUCUUUUUGGGAAAUUUUUUUUUUGGGGGGGGGGGGGUUGGUGGUGGGAAGGGUGUGUGGAGCAGGGUGGGGGUAACUAGUCCUAUUUCACUUUUUUUUUUACAUAUGACUAAAUUAUUUUUUCUUCAAGAAACUAAAAAAAUGGUAAUUAAAUUUUUAGAUUGUGGCUUCAGUAUGGAGGAAGAGACAUCACAAGGGCAUUCUUCUGGCUGUUAAGAAGGGUAAGAAGUGUACACAUAAGACAAGUAUAAACCACAGAAACAAAAUAUCAAUUUGUCAGUGCUCCACUUUGGUUGCCAUGGUGAGAAGGAAAAAAGUUGAAAUUGCAAUUCAAGUUGCCUCUAUCAAUUUGGCAAACUGUGUAUGUAUGCUUUGUUGUAGACAUGUGCUAACCCAAACAGUUCUUUAUAGUGUUUAUGGUCUCUUUAAUGAGAAAAAUAUUUAUGCAUGCAUGAAAUUUCAUAAUUUUUAUGGUUUGUAUUUUUUAUAAUUUACUUCUUUCACCCUUCCUGCCUUCAUGUAUUAAGCCUUGAGAUGUUGCUUGAUAGCAACAGUUGGGCAACCAUUUGGAAUAUUUUAUACCUUUUGUUUAAUAUUGCACUCACUAAGUGUCCCUUUUUGUGGCAACCAUUAGAAAGUUUAGGUGACUAAAAGGCAACUUUGAAAACAGUUGAGCUUGUAACACUGUCAUCAGUUUUCAUAACACAUACACAUGCAUGUGUGGCUGUAUGGCUGUAAAAUGAGGAGGGGUGGGGGUGAAGCUGUGUACUCCGUCAUAUACGUGUAAGCUAUAGAUACCUUUUAGUCUGAAACUAGGUAGAGAUUUUUACAAUUUGUGUUCCCUGGAGGCAAGGUCUUGGAGUGGAAAUGUUUCAAUGUUUAUCAUUUUGUUUCCUGCAUGAGAACAGUUCAGUGCUGAAACAUGUUAGGAAAAAAUCACAAAAUGGUUAGGGUUUCACUCACGGAGCAUCCUCCAUAUUCCCAUGCCAAUUUCCAGAUUAAUUCUCACCUGGGUGAUUGUAGGUGGACAUAAAAGAACUUCCAGUCAUAAAGGGAGGUGGGAUAAUGACACUCUACUAAGCUUCAUGUACCCAGAAGCCAAUAAGUUACCUCUUGGGUCAUGUGAAAGUUCAGAGCAAACAUUUAGCAUAGAUGGGUCAUGGUGUCGUGGUGUCAAAAUUUCCUACAACAUAACAAGACUUCUUAUUCUUAAAAUAAAUGUUACUUUUUCAACACUGGUGAGUUACUAUUCCAUUUUGGUCUUGCUAGGUUAGUUUUCCUUACAAGGAGUGUGAUGCCAACAACAGACUUGAUGUCCUUCUUCUCCAUGAACUGAAGGAAACCUUUUGUCAUCUUAGCCAGGUACGAGAUCAGUUAAGUAGUAUAGGGCACCCUGGCUAGACCCUUUUUUGGGCAGAAAUUCCAUUAAUUCUUUCUUGCAGGAAGCACGAUUUUUUUACUCUCCCUUCUACCUUUUUAUUUUUCCACAUUUUUUUGUUUUCCCUCAACCACCACCACAUUUUUAUUGUUUUCCCACUAUCACUACCACUAUUCUACUAUUUCCCCUCUCCUCUACCACCGCCACUUCUUUCCUACUGUUUUCUCUCCACCACCACAGACAACCUGUUCUAUUGUUUUCUUUUCAACCACCACCAUUAUUUUACGAUUAGUAGUUACUUUCAGCUCAAUUUUGUAUGCAUUAAUCCCCUGGGCCUAGUUGUUUGAAAGGAGGAUAACGCUUCCACUGGGUCAAUCACUAUAAAGUGGAUGACACAAUUGGUUUCCCUAAUAAUAUAUAUCCGCUGGAUAGUGAGUUAUACGGUGGAUAAUGCUAUAAUCUAAUUCGUACCUGAAGUGCUCAUAAUCUAGUGUAAUCUUGUGAUGAUUUUCCUCGACCCCAGGAUAUUGUUGGUGGACAAGUUCACGAGUUUCAAGUUCAUCGACCUUUUGAUACUCCACGCUCGUAUCAGUUAAAGAUUGGUGAUGAAGCUAUUGAGGCACCUAUGGUAAAACAAGCUUGUUUAUGUUUUUCCGAAAAGAUAUAAUUUAAUUGUCAUUUGGAAGGAGGUUAGUUCCUAAAGGAACUUUUGACUACUGUGCAAAGUGGUUUCAAUUUUCAGGGAUAGUCUGUGACCAUUCAAUAAUAUUUGAUGAAGAAGAACUUGCUUGCAGUGAUGUUUAUUAUGCUGUGCAUUGAGGAUUUUGUUUUUAUAUACAUAGAUGAAAUCCCCAGUGUGAUCAUUUCACCGACAACUACAAGAAGUUGUCCCUGUGAAUUUGUUUAAAAUAUGCCGAUCAAGAUGGUCCCUUCUUGUCUCUAGUGAAAGAAAAUUUCCAACGCAAGCUGGAAACAAACAAUCUUGCUUAAUAAAUGACCACUGUUUGUGUUAAUUAUUAUACAUUGACUUCCUUAAGGUUUAGUUUCGUUUACUUUUUUGUUUGUUUUUUUUAUCAACAGGGAAUGUUUUUUCCUCAAUUGUUUGGUAUUGUUGGUGAAAAGCUUGUUUACACAAAAGAUCAUCAAUAUGAUGACCCAGAAGAUCUGUACGAUGACAGAUACUUGCUUGAGGUUAGAACGUGCCCUCGAAAGGGUGAUACACUUUUCUUUUUUCAGAAUUUGUAGACGUAGAGUGUUUUUUGGCUGUCAUUGGUUUCAUAGCAUUCUUUUUGAGUGAUUCUCUACCUCAGUAACUGUUUUGAUUAUUGUUCAUGCUAAGAGUCCCGUGCUAACUCUGUAGGCCAUUUUCGAGUUACCUCAAGCCUCUGUGUCAAAGUGAGGCUAAAUGCAAGCCAUCGAUGUGAAAAGAAAUAUAUAUGUUUUAUUUUCAUGGAAAUAAAACUCUUUUUCACAAAAAAGGUUUUGAAAGUGAAACUUUUUGGAACUCGGAAAAUAAUGGUCUCUUGAAUACCAAUUUGCCUGUCUUCAGAAAAACAUGUGUAAACGUUCGUAAUAUCGAUAGAAUGUACUUAGUAAUUUCCCGUGCUUUGCGGUUCCUAGUCACAGAGAACCCAGGAUCAAUCCAGCAAAUCUGGGGGUUCCAAAGCCGGACCAAAUAUCGAGCUAGUCCCAGAACAUGAUCAGGACAUUGCAGCCGUCAUAAAGACUGGUAACAAAGACAUGAAGCUUGUUUCGGAGAAAAGCUUGGGUCUAGACCAAGCAAUCCUACAUAGCAUCAAUUGCUGUGGUAAGUAACACUUCUUUAAUCAAUAUUUCGGCAGUACAUUUUUCGUUUAAUAAAAAUUCCAUCCGUUCAUCGGCGCCAUAUGCCAAAGUUAAACUUUUUAUUUUUCACAGCAACUGAAGAAACUAAACGAAAGAUGUACAGCUCUGUUCUACUGAUAGGAGGUGGUUUCAUGUUUAAUGGCGCGGCGAACAUGUUACAGUCUAGACUACAAGCUAAGCUGCCUACACCUCAUCGCAAACUUGUAGAUCAGGUUGAAGUGAUUGCUAGACCCAAGGUACGUUUUUUUUUGGUCUUGUUUAAAACAAUUUUCCACCGUGAAAGCAGUAGAAGUGAAUCACAACGCGAAUGUGUAUUGUAGAUCUCCAGACGAAUUGAAAUGGGUUGAGAUGAGAUAAGGUAUGGCGUGUUUACUAUACAAACGUUCUGAGAAGAGGGCAAAAGAUCGGCUGGAGAGACCAUGCCACGCUUGAGAGGAUCUAUGCGAGACUAACAGCUCUAUCUUUGAGACUCAAGCAAAAGCGUCUCCAAUUUGCUGGUCAUUGCUAUUGGGCAGAUAAAGAAAUAACCUCCUCCUCUGGAGUGCAUUCACGCAAGCUAACAUAGUACCUCGAAGUGAUUGUGAGGGAUUCAGGGCUUGAUACUAGGGAACUGAUUACAGCGAUUGCGAAUCGUAGUGUUGGAAAGAAAUCUCCAUGAGUGUCCCGACCACUCCGGUGGUCGAAGGAUGAUGAUAAGGGCGUUUUCUACGACAGUCUCGGGAGAGGCAGUCGGCCUAUCUAACAACAGACGGAUGAGGAAACCUUUUAGUACAUACAGGUAGCGUAACUUCCCAUUGCUUAAUUAUACUUUGUCAUUUCUCUUUAACAGGAGAUGGAUCCUCGGACAAUUUGUUGGAAAGGUGGUGCGGUUCUAAGUAUUCUCGACUCUGCUCAAGAAUUGUGGAUCAGCCAACGGGAGUGGAUCACUAUUGGAGUUAGGGUGCUAAGGGAAAGGUCACCCUUUAUUUGGACAAUCUGCAGUUAGUGCUAGUGUGUCAGAGUCCAAAUGGCGGCCACCGAAAACAAUAGUGAUACAAUGUAUAAAGUAACCUGCCACAGAAUAAAGGAGUACUGACCUCAAGCUUUUGGGACCAUCAGAGGCUUAAAAAAUUAUCGAAAGUUAAUUUGUUAACUUGAUCGUGGAACAGAAGUACCUCUACAUACAAAGUGGAAUAGACCUUUUUAGCUUGUAGGUUUUCUUUUCUCAGUUCAGAGCACGCUUCUCUUCAUUAGGUAUGCUCGCAAAUGGACGUGAAUAGCGCGGUAUUUGUAAGAAACAGUUCUCUCGGUUAACAUCACAUGGUCUGCAUUGGGAAAUUUAAAAAAACAUACUAGC